This is a messenger RNA of Terrapene triunguis (Three-toed box turtle), 5205 nucleotides long. RefSeq names its product GDNF-inducible zinc finger protein 1-like. The record is from RefSeq and is a predicted model, not a curated record. Gene Ontology annotation, biological process: regulation of immune system process; regulation of cytokine production; negative regulation of transcription by RNA polymerase II. The coding region runs from base 104 to 2227 and encodes 707 amino acids. NCBI's taxonomy places the organism in Eukaryota, Metazoa, Chordata, Testudines, Emydidae. Gene Ontology annotation, molecular function: protein binding. The transcript has 6 exons.
CUUCCCCAAGAGCCCACUGAAUUAAUAGGAUGGACUGAUCUGACCCUCUCAACUCCUGCUGUUCAGUGGAGCCAUCUACCUGCUGUUUGCAGAAAGAAGAAAGAUGGAAAGUAAUGCAGUUUUGCUAGAAUCAAAGUCCUCGCCGAUAAAUCUUCUGAACGAAAUGCAUCAGCUGCGUCUUCUGGGCCAUCUUUGUGAUGUAACGGUUAGCGUGGAGUAUCAAGGUGUCAGGGGAGAGUUUGUUGCUCACAAAGCUGUAUUGGCAGCAACAAGCAAGUUCUUCAAGGAGGUGUUUCUUAAUGAGAAGAGCAUGGAUAGCUCAAGGACAAAUGUGUUCUUGAAUGAGGUCCAGGUAGCUGAUUUUGCUUCAUUUCUUGAGUUUGUCUAUACUGCCAAGGUAGAAGUGGAGGAAGACCGAGUGCAACGUAUGCUGGAAAUAGCCGAAAAGCUUAAGUGCUUGGACCUGUCUGAAACCUGUUUUCAGCUGAAGAAGCAGAUGCUUGAAUCAGUGUUGUUGGAGUUGCAAAAUUUCUCUGAAUCGCAGGAUGCUGAGGACGACAGUGGUACCCAAUCAAAUGCUUUAGUUGAGUUGAAGACAAUUGUUGUGGCGGAAGGUGACCGUACAGGCUGUCCUCCUGAUUCUCCCAAUUCCCCCAUGGAAAGACCCAGCAAUGGAGUGUCUCCUGAGAGGCCAACUGCCAAAUCAAAAGAGAAGGUUGACAAGAAAAAAGAAACCAUGAAGCCUCCCUAUGCCAAAAUCAGAAGGGCCAGUGGGAGGCUGGCUGGGAGGAAAGUAUUUGUAGAAAUCCCCAAAAAGAAGUACACAAGGCGGUUGAGAGAGCAACAGAAGAAUGCUGAGGAUGCUACUGAAGAGAACAAGUUCCCGAAAGACCAAAUCCUGCAUGAUGUGGAGAAGGAAGAGGGGCAAGUGGAAAACAGUGUGAAGCCUGAGAAUGAAGAGUGCAAUGGCAACUUUGAAUUAGAAGACAACUUUAAAAAAUCAGAGGAGGAUAAGAAGAAACGAGGUGGCAAUUUCAAAUGCAGCACCUGCAAGAAGGAAUUCUUGUACGAGAAGAGCUUCCUCAAGCACAUAAAGCACAGUCAUGGCAUUGCGGCUGAAAUCAUUUACCGGUGUGAAACCUGCAGUCAGACCUUUGCCAACCGGUGCAAUUUAAAAAGCCACCAACGCCACGUCCACACCAGUGAGCGCCACUUCCCUUGUGAACUCUGUGGUAAGAAGUUCAAGAGGAAGAAGGACGUCAAGAGGCACAUUCUUCAGGUUCAUGAGGGUGGUGGGGAGCGUCAUCAGUGCCAACAGUGUGGAAAGGGUUUGAGCUCCAAAACUGCUUUGAGGCUUCAUGAAAGGACGCAUACAGGCGACAAGCCUUAUGGGUGCACAGAGUGUGAGGCUAAAUUUUCUCAGCCUUCUGCACUUAAAACACACAUGAGAAUCCACACUGGUGAGAAACCUUUUGUCUGUGAGGAAUGUGGUGCAAGAUUCACACAGAAUCACAUGCUUAUAUAUCAUAAAAGGUGUCAUACAGGGGAAAGGCCUUUUAUGUGUGAAACAUGUGGGAAGAGCUUUGCCUCUAAGGAGUACUUGAAACACCAUAAUAGAAUACAUACCGGAUCCAAGCCGUUUAAAUGUGAAGUUUGCUUCAGAACAUUUGCACAGAGGAAUUCGCUUUACCAGCAUAUUAAAGUUCACACGGGUGAACGGCCCUAUUGUUGUGAUCAGUGUGGUAAGCAGUUCACACAGCUCAACGCAUUGCAGCGCCAUCAUCGAAUACACACGGGGGAGAAACCGUUCAUGUGCAAUGCGUGCGGGCGAACGUUCACGGACAAAUCGACCUUGCGGCGGCACACUUCAAUACAUGAUAAGAAUACACCCUGGAAGUCCUUCCUGGUUAUUGUUGAAGGAGUGUCGAAGAACGAUGAAGGUCACAAGACAGAGCUUCCUGAUGAAGAGUAUCAUGUGUCACCUAAAAUAACAGACAAGUUGCUGUCUUUUUCUGAACAUGGCCACUAUCAAAACUUGACUGCUGUCCCAGGGAGUGUGACUGCACUGCACGACAACAGUUCUACCAUCGUGACAGACUGCAAAUCGGAUGGGACUGUGGGACCCCAAGAAGCCCUCAUAGCUACCACCUUAAGUGAGCUUACGGUACUACAUACACAGACAGAUGCUAUUCAGCCACAGCUCCAUGCUCUGGUGAAUAUGGAAUAAUUUGGUAUUUUUCACCAACCCAGCCUAGGCCAUACCUCUAAUAACUUCUGACUUUGCCAGUAACCUAGUGAUGUAAUUAGGAGAAAGCAUUGACCCGAAAGGAAGAGGGACUAGUUGUGGAUGACAUUCACGGCGUUUAUCUCCUCCUCACCCUUAAAACACCACAAAUCAGUAAUCUUCAAUUUGCAUAGUCUAGCGGUAGCUCCUUUUCCCGGCUGAUAGUUAUUAUUCUACUUUCUUCAUUUCUUGAUUUUUCUGUACCCUUUGUUAUGAACAUGUGAAAUAAUACAAUCACUUCAGAGAGCAGUUAACCUCAAGCAGAGCAUAUGAAGACCUGCCAUUGUUUUAAUCUCUGGAAAUCUGACCAGGCAGUCUCCUCUUCGCUACCCUUCCUGCAAAGGUGUGGUAAGCCCUUCUUCCUUUUGUUCAGAUGGCUUGAGUGCAGCUCCCUUAGAAAGGAGGGUGUGUGGGUUUUUUGUUUUGUUUCCAAUUCGAUUCCACAACAUGUGUGAACAAAUAGAAAUACUGUGUUGUUUCUGGGCCUAACAGUUAAUGGAAUUAAAUACACUUUCCUAGUAAAAGUUCAUAAGUAGAAAAUAAAAUUCUGUUAAAUUUCAUUUCAGGAAGUGUUUUAAUCUUGGCUUUGCCAAAGAUUCAAGCAGAAUCAUUUUAGUAUUUGGAAAAACCAAUGGGAGCAAGCGUGGGAAACGCAUGGAGUUACAUUCCAAUAGUUUUUAUUUUUCUGUUAUAAAAUAGCUCAUAUACUGUUAUGGAACGCACUCCAAUAAGAAGUGUCAGUUGUGAAUUAGCAGGAUUACUAAUCUAGUGAUUAAAAUAACUCACUAAACAAUAAAGGUAAAUUACUGCUUCAUUGUCACCAACUUUUACACUAAAUUUGCACUCUUAAACUCUGAUCUUGCAACUGGCUCUACUGGUGCAGAUCUGUAUUGAGUAAUGUGGUUCCAUUUGAGCACAGGGGUCUCUCCUGCUGGAUUCAUUUGUGGGAUAGGGGCCUUGGGGUACAGGUGAUAAGUGGGAUACAUUAAGGCCAUUCAAGUAGUUUCAGGCUCCAAAUUUUACUUUUGAAAAGUUUUUACGAAACUUGUAAAGAAAAACAUCUUUGUGGUUAUUUCAAGAAGCCUUUUCUAAGAGUCAGUGUUGGAAAUGCAACCACUGCAGCUUUGGGCUAGUGCCUGGAAGUGCCCAACCUGAGGCAAAUGCCAAAAAUCAAUGACAUCAGUGCUGAUGUUUAUAUUUUUAAAGCUUUUGUUUUCCUGAUUAGAAUGGUAUUUAGUAUCUGAGGUGAAAAAUUUAGCAGGAAGAUACUGACAAUGUGCCUUUUUUAAAUGUCAAGGAAGGUAGUGCUUGCUCCAAAAUCCAUUCAGGCAGUAGGAGUCUUCCCAUUGACUUCAGUGGGUGUUUGGAGCAGGCUUUCUGGGUUGAAUUCUGCAAGCUAUGCCGCCAUGAAUGAUCUGAUUGUCAGUGGCACUUCUCAUGGGUGUUGUGUUAACCUGGUAAGAGAUUGCAGGAUUAGACCUUUCUGUGGAACCCCCUUUCCCCUCACCUUCUACAAAAAUCUGGUCAAGUUCAGGGUGUUAGUUUUUGUCCUAAUCCUUGUUUUACAAUGAGAAUAUCUUACAGGCAGUAAAGGGAACACAAGUGGGAUGUCUCAGUACAACCAGUUUCUUUCCAUUGCAAGGGGUUUCACUUUCCAAGUUAGUUUAUUCUUAGUGAGGGAAAAUGUAUAUCUUCAUGUUCAGUUAACCUAUCAUUUACAAUUUUUUCUUUAUUUUGUGAGCAAAUUAUAUGUGUUGGUGUGUUUCACUGAGCAGAGGCUGAUUGGGUCAGUGAAGAAGGCUUGAGCCUGUUCCCGCUGAUUUUAAGUGGAGCAGAAUUAGCCCUAUAGUUAAGAGUAUUUUAAAAUGAAGCUUUCAACAAUUAAACAUCUUAAUCCCACUUGCCUUUUUUCAAAACCAUUUUAGAUCAGUACAAUUGGUCAAGUUGAUUAAAAAGUAUCUUGCUACUAACAGAGCGAUUAACUAUUCCAAAUCGGGCCAAAUCUUCAGCUAUGUCAGUUUAUAGCAGCUGAGGAUCUGCCCUUCUGAUUUUUGCAGAUAAGAAACCUUCACCAAAAAAUGUAAUAACUUUUUUUAAGCAGUUUGAGAAAAGCUUGCUGAAAGUUAAGCACAAUCCAUCACUAUGGCCCACUCCUAAAAGACUUACUGGUAGGCAAAGCAAUAAAAAUAACCAAACUGUGGACCAGAGUUUUGGGGGUUUUUUUGAACCUUAAAGGAGCUUUUGAUGUUACCUUUGACCCCUAGCUUAAUCCGGGAAAAGGGUUUAAAAAAAUAGCUUUCCAGGAGGUUAUAUUUGACAUAUUUAUUCAAACAUUGUGUUCCUUGAGAGUGUUGAAGUUCAAAUGAUUCCUAAUGACCAAUGUACAGUGUAGAUAUAUUUAAAUCCUGAGUAUUAGUAUCUGUAGACAAAGGAAAUUUUUGUAUUCCAUGAAUGUAUGGAAGUGAGUAACCUGUACGAACUAUUAAAUCCUCUUAAAAUAUUGAACUAGUACUGCCCUUUUUGUAAGUGACUUGCUUGGAGUACCAGAUGUUCCUCUUCCCUGAGAACUAUGCAUUGUAUAUUGCAGAGAUCUUAUGAUUACAGUAGCAGGCCCCUGGGUACUUUUGCAUUAAUUCUACAGAAGUUGCUACUGAUCACCUGGUGCCUUAGGCCUAAAUCAUUCCAUUGUUCGGUACUCUGUUUUGCUUCCAUAGUGCUGAUUAAAAUUAUUGCAGGAAUGUUAUAACAUGCAUCAGAAAACUCUACAGGACUCAUUACUUAUUUUCACAAGUGAACAAAGUCAUAGUGUAAGCCUACAAGAACUUUAGUUGUACAGACUUAUUUGUAUUUAGGAUAGCUGUUCUGUGCAAGGUGAAAUUCAGUGCACAGCAUUCUGAAGAGUUACACACUAAAUAUGCAGA